AUGCUUACCGUCAAGCAGCCACCAAGUUACGGCUACAAGUCUGUUCAUGAUCUUCCGACUCCGCCUUCAACUAGUCGACUCUCUCCCCCCUUGAUAUAUCAAGAACCGGCAACUAAAUCGCUACCUGUCGCUUAUAGGGGACACACUUCGCCAUCACAGCCCAUGUCGGCUCCUCACCGUGGCCUGCCGCCACCGGCAGCCAUGGCUCUUCCUCCCCAGCAGCCUACAACUGUUGGUGUUCCUCCACCUCCACCUCCACAUCAUCAACCUCUCCCACCACAACCACUACCGCAGCAGCCACAGCAGCAACCAUCAUUAGGGCCCCUCAUUCACCAACAGAGGGAUCGGGGCCAGCUGCCGGCUCCGCCUCAGCAAUGGCAAGGAGCGGAAGAGUCGAUGAAGCUUUGGCUGCAGGCGAGGACAGAAGAGGAUAGAACAAGACAAGAAGAAGAACGAACAAGACAGGAGAGUCUACGCCUAGAGCAACGCAGGGUUGAGAUGGAUAUGCUGCGGACAUCCAUUCAAGCGGGUAUCCCUCCCCCAAUGGUGCCAUUGGUUUUCGCGGGGAUGGGCGCGGGAGGUCUACCACCGCAUACUGCUUUAGAAUGGGCUCAACAGUUUAUGCCACCAGGACAAGUUCUUCCCCAUGCUCAGGCAACCUCUGCUCAAUGGCCUCUGCCGCCAGAGCAUCAACGAGAAUCUCAAUCGCAGCCGCAUACCCAACAGCAGGGCAUUCCUUCUGCGUCGACGCAAGCGGCCGGAUACGCAUACCCACCGUCGCCAUCGAGGCCCAGGGGUCAGACAGUGAGUGGUAUAAUGGGACGGCCUAUGGUGAUCAAGCCAGGCCACAUCGACAUACCCAACGUUCCGCAGCUCACUCAUGCUCAUGCAAUGCAUCAGAAUAUGCAGCAAGCUCAACAACAGCAUGAACCACAAGCGGGUUCUUCGAUAUACUUUCAUCACUGGCAACCGCCUAACACGCAGGCUGGUGGUAGCUCGAAUCGACCCGGAAGUCCUUCUGGGGAAACUCCCAGAAAGCGCAAAGCCACCGGGCAUGCCCUUUCCCCAACACGCAGCGAACAACAGUAUCGAUCACCGCCAUCAUUUAACCAAGGCAGCUCGUCGAAUGCGCCAUAUCGUGGGCCAAGUCAGGGCCACUCUCGGCAACGGAGUGACAUGUCGCCAUUCAGAGUUACUGGGCUAGGGCGUUCUCGAAGGGAGAGUUUCGGCGGGCCUCUGCGCCGAAGGUCGCCAAUACGAAGGUCACCGAUACGAAGGUCACCAGUCCCAACACCUAUGCCGCAGCAAGAACGACCAGGCAACGAACACAGCGAUUCGAGACAAUCAGUAUCAGCAAUUCUCUCAGAGGAGCCUCAGCCCGCCGGGCAAUAUCCUGGGCCUACUCGCUCAGGCGACGAGAGCGGGUCUCAAUACAGACGACGUUCCCCGGACGAUUCAAAGACGUUGGAGAAUAUUACAGAAACAUCAAAGUCGCGGGAUAGUGCAGGAGAUAGAUAG
Fusarium pseudograminearum CS3096 is the source of this 1518-nucleotide messenger RNA. RefSeq lists its product as uncharacterized. The transcript has 2 exons. The record is from RefSeq and is a predicted model, not a curated record. Lineage: Eukaryota; Fungi; Ascomycota; Sordariomycetes; Hypocreales; Nectriaceae. The coding region runs from base 1 to 1518 and encodes 505 amino acids.